Penicillium malachiteum is the source of this 2142-nucleotide messenger RNA. Its product is annotated as ATP-dependent DNA helicase 2 subunit KU80. Bases 1 to 2142 code for a protein of 713 amino acids. Gene Ontology annotation, molecular function: damaged DNA binding; telomeric repeat DNA binding; double-stranded DNA binding. The record is from RefSeq and is a predicted model, not a curated record. Gene Ontology annotation, biological process: cellular response to X-ray; double-strand break repair via nonhomologous end joining; telomere maintenance. The transcript is spliced from 11 exons. Gene Ontology annotation, cellular component: nucleus; Ku70:Ku80 complex. Lineage: Eukaryota; Fungi; Ascomycota; Eurotiomycetes; Eurotiales; Aspergillaceae.
AUGACGGACAAGGAGGCUACAGUCUACGUUGUUGAUCUUGGGAGGUCCAUGGGAGAAAAACGCCAUGGACGGACCAUUACCGAUCUCGAUUGGGCUAUGCAGUAUGUCUGGGACAGGAUAACCAACACUGUUAUGAGAGGCCGCAAAACCGAUUUGGCUGGCUUUAUCGCCAUGCGCACUGAUGAUACCAUGAACGAUUACCAGGAGCAUGAUGAUAGCUUUUCCAAUAUCUCUGUUCUCUCAGGUCUGAAACAAAUACUCACACCCGAUAUCCGAAAGCUACAAGAGGCAAUCAAGCCUAGUCGUACUUACAAGGGAGAUGUUAUCUCUGGUCUGGUGCUCGCAAUUCAGAUGAUCACUGCUCAAUGCAAGAAGCUCAAAUACAAGAGAGAAAUUGUACUGGUAACCAAUGGCACUGGUUUGAUUAACAGUGAAGGCUUGGAUCAAAUCAAAGACAAGAUUGAGGAAGAUAGUAUUACAUUGAAAAUCUUGGGACCCGACUUCGACGAUCCCGAAUCAGGCGUUAAGGAAGAAGAUAAAGACGAACGAAAGGCUCAAAACGAAACUCUCUUUCGUGAUUUCAUUGCAACUCUACCCGAAGGCAGUCUUUUCGGAACUCUUGAAUCUGCCAUAUCUGAGUUAGAUAUCCCUCGAAUCAAAGAGGUCAAGCACAUGGCCUCCUUCAAAGGAUUCCUCUCCCUCGGCAAUGCCGGGGAAUAUGAAACAGCCCUCCGCAUCCCCAUAGAACGCUACGCCAAAACCAUGGUUGCCAAGCCCCCGACUGCGAGCUCUUACGUUCUCCGAUCUGGUAACGAGCCAGGCGAAGAGACAGAUCCCGCUACAAGUCAAGCACCAGUUGAAGGAGGCUCACUUGUUACCAUACGAACCUCCCGAACCUAUCAGGUUGCUGACGAGUCAGCCCCAGGAGGCAAGGCUGACGUUGAGCGCGACCAGCUUGCAAAGGGAUACGAGUAUGGGCGGACAGUCGUGCCUAUCACCGAUAUGGACGAGAACAUCACUAUGCUAACCACUUUCGCCGGCAUGGAAAUCAUUGGUUUCGUUGCAGAUGACAAGUACGGCCGAUACAUGCAGAUGGGCAAUGUCAACAUGCUCGUCGCAUCCAAGGGAAAUCAAAAAGCCUCUCUUGCCCUGUCCUCGCUCAUUCAUGCACUCUUUGAGGCUGAGAACUAUGCAGUUGCCCGACUGGUAACCAAGGAGUCCAAGCCACCCAUGCUUGUCCUCCUAGCACCAUGUCUGGAAUCGGAUUUUGAAGGUCUCCUGGAAAUUCAGCUUCCAUUUGCAGAGGAUCUGCGCGCAUAUCAAUUUCCGCCCCUGGACAAGGUCAUGACUGUGUCUGGCAAGAUUGUUAAUGAACACCGCAACCUCCCAAAUGAUGCUUUGCAAGAUGCCAUGGACCAGUAUGUUGAUAGCAUGGAGCUAGAUUUGAAGGACGAUGAUGGACAUGUCAUCAAUGAAGUACCUAUCGACUACUCCUACUCUCCUUUGCUACACCGUCUUCAGUCAGCUGUGCGAUGGAGAGCCAUCAACCCCAACGGAGCUAUCGAAGAACCAUCAGCAACACUGACGAAGUUUUCCCAUCCCGACGAAGAGUUGGUGAAGAAGUCGCAGGCUCAGUUGGAGAAGCUCAUCACUGCGGCAGAUGUGAAGAAAGGCCGUAAACGCAAUCGCGAAACUGAGAAGCCUCUCUCUGGCCUGGAUGUGGACGCUCUUCUCAAUCUAGAACCGAAACGGGCCAAAAUCUCAGCAGAGAAUGCGAUUCCAGAGUUCAAGCAACUGGUUUCCCGUGCUGACACCGUUGAAAGUAUUCAUGAUGCUGUUAAGCAAAUGGUUCAUAUCAUUGAAGAGCAGAUCAAAUACAGUCUGGGUGAUAGCAACUAUGAGCGUGUUGUUGAAGGUCUGGGCACAGUUCGUGAGGAGUUGGUGGAGUACGAGGAGCCUGGAAUUUACAAUGAUCUACUUCCGGCUCUGAAGAACAAGAUUUUCAAUGAAAGUCUCGGUGGAGAUCGUAAGGAGCUAUGGUGGCUUAUUCGAAAGGGUAAGCUGGGACUUAUUGGCCAGAAUGAAUCGGAGAGCUCGACUGUUUCCGAAGAAGAGGCAACCAAGUUCCUGGCUGCCGUUUGA